AUGUCUUCACGCGGCACACGCAAACGGGCGCGGACGGGCUCAAUCGCUGCGACCUCCACCGAUGGCAGGGCUCAAGACUCCAUGAAUGUAGAAACUUCCCCGAGAAAGCGCGACGAAGAAUCCUGGUACAGCGACGGGAACAUCAUCCUCGUCGCACGCGAUAUCGAGUUCUGUGUCUUCAAGGGGAUUCUCGCGAAGCACUCCCCCGUUUUCAGCGACAUGCUCUCUUUUCCUCAGCCCCCAGUCGCCGGCUCCUCUGACCCGUCCCCGGUCCAAGACGAUCUGCCCGUGGUCCACCUAUCGGACUCCCCAGAAGAUCUGAGGCAUAUUUUGCGCGCUUACAUGCCUACAGGCGGACCGAGCACAUUCUUCCAAACCCGUUAUAAAUAUUCGUAUUAUGCGAUUUCGGCGGCGAUCCGGCUUGGCCACAAGUACCAGAUGACCGACCUACUCGACGACGCCCUCGGUUAUCUGAAGACCUACUACCCAACCGAGUUCGACAAGUGGCGCGCAUACGACAACUACGGCCCGCCCGGGUUCUCGGAGCAGCACACAAUAGGCGUCGUCAAUCUCGCUCGUCUCGCCGGCGAGAACGGCCUGCUGCUGAUGGCCCUUCUCGUCUGCUGCACGAUCCCCAACGUGGGUGAUCUGGUCCGCGGCGUGGAGCGCGAGGACGGCUCGCGCGAGCAGCUCACGCUGGACGACAUCGCGCUGUGUUACCAUGCGAAGACCCUGUUAAUGGACUGGUCCGUCAAGAUCACGCUCGCGAUCUGCCGGCAGGAGGUGUCGGCGGGGUGCAAGACGGGACAGAGCUGCCUCCAAGCCCUCGCGCAGGUGCUCAAUGGGCUCGAAGCUGCCGGGAAUUUUCUUACAUACCCCGACCCCUCCGUCGAUGGCAUUGGCUUAAACGACGCGAUCAAGGCCGUCAAUCUGUGCUUGCAUUGCCGGGCGAUGGUGAAGGAACGCGAUACUCGCGAGAGAGAAAUGGUCUGGGGGCAGCUGCAGGGGAUAUUUGACAUCUACUUGGAGAAGCCCGCUAACGAAGAAGGUUAG
Messenger RNA from Trametes versicolor FP-101664 SS1, 1053 nucleotides. RefSeq lists its product as uncharacterized. The record is from RefSeq and is a predicted model, not a curated record. The transcript has 2 exons. The coding region runs from base 1 to 1053 and encodes 350 amino acids. Lineage: Eukaryota; Fungi; Basidiomycota; Agaricomycetes; Polyporales; Polyporaceae.